Molecule: messenger RNA, 1333 nt
Organism: Kockovaella imperatae
Lineage: Eukaryota; Fungi; Basidiomycota; Tremellomycetes; Tremellales; Cuniculitremaceae
Product: NAD-dependent glycerol-3-phosphate dehydrogenase N-terminus-domain-containing protein
Exons: 11
Coding region: 207-1238 (343 amino acids)
Biological process (GO): carbohydrate metabolic process; glycerol-3-phosphate catabolic process
Cellular component (GO): nucleus; glycerol-3-phosphate dehydrogenase (FAD) complex; cytosol
Molecular function (GO): glycerol-3-phosphate dehydrogenase [NAD(P)+] activity; protein homodimerization activity; NAD binding
Source: RefSeq, a predicted model, not a curated record
CUAAUCGACGUCAGUUCAGAGAGCUCGCUGUCCAUCAUCAUACCUUGGACUGCAUCUGCCCAGCGACCAUUCUGCGCCUCUUAGACUCUACCAGGCAGGGAUUCGGAUCGUUCUGCGGUCGAACUUUGUCCUGUGUUACUCGGCCGAGCGCUCCAUUGCCUUCACAACUGCCGCGCCGAUAUCUGAGUCAGUCUCAGAAUUCAACCAUGGGCAAGGAACGAGUAGCCAUCAUCGGAUCUGGCAACUGGGGUUCUGCCAUUGCUCGUAUAGCUGGACAGAAUGCCAAGAUACAUGCCGAUGUUUUCGAAGAGCGAGUACCGAUUUGGGUCUUUGAGGAGCAGGUAGACGGAAAGAAGCUUACGGAAAUCAUCAACACGACGCAUGUUAAUGCCAAAUAUCUGCCUGGAAUCAAAUUGCCAGAGAAUGUGGUCGCUGUACCGGACGUCAUCGAAUCCGUCAAGGAUGCCACAGCCUUGGUAUUCGUCCUUCCCCACCAGUUCCUCGGCGGCGUCCUGCAGUCGUUAGAAGGCAAGAUUGAGAAAGGAGUCAAAGCUAUCUCACUCAUCAAGGGCGUCGAUGUCGAAGGAUCCGAUAUUCACAUUUACGCCGAUGUCAUCGAAAAGCGUUUAGGCGUCUCGUGCUCAGCACUCAGUGGCGCGAACAUUGCAGACGAAGUGGCCAUUGACAAGUUUUCAGAGACGACCGUAGGGUACAGGAAAAAGGAGGAGGGUGAAUUGUGGCAGAGGCUGUUUGCCACUCCCAAUUUCAGAGUCAACAUUGUCGCAGAUGUCGCUGGUGUGUCGCUGUGCGGGGCGCUGAAGAACAUUGUUGCCGUCGCUGCUGGCCUGGUCGAUGGGCUCGAAUAUGGAAACAACUCAAAGGCUGCCAUUAUGCGGAUCGGUCUCAUAGAAAUGAAAAACUUUUGCUUGGAGUUCUUUGACGAUGUCAAGGUGGAAACGUUUCUGGAAGAGAGUGCAGGCGUAGCAGAUCUAAUCACCUCCUGUCUCGGAGGAAGAAAUCGCAAGACUGCAGAAGCGUUUGUCAAGACGAAGAAGCCCUUUGAUCAGUUAGAAAAGGAGAUGCUGAACGGGCAAAAGCUACAAGGUAUUCAUACGGCCAAAGAUGUGCACAACUUUUUGCACUCACGAAACCGGAUCGAGGGUUAUCCCCUAUUCGAGACGAUCUAUCAGAUUUGCUGGCACGACACGCCCGUAGACAAGCUGACUGCGAGACUCUGAACGGGGCCAGGUGGACAAGGGAUUUGAAUGCCAGUAUAGAUGAACGGUAGCAUAGACCAGGAUCGCACAGUGGACAUUGAUACCUUGCAUAAGAC